Molecule: messenger RNA, 1165 nt
Organism: Chaetomium fimeti
Lineage: Eukaryota; Fungi; Ascomycota; Sordariomycetes; Sordariales; Chaetomiaceae
Exons: 2
Coding region: 98-1093 (331 amino acids)
Source: RefSeq, a predicted model, not a curated record
UUUCCUCGCCCAACAUUGCCCUUGUCGAACUUACCGACGCUAUCUAGAUAGCUACCUCUUCUUCCAAGUCAAUCUACACCGAAACAAGUAGGAAGAAAUGGCAAGCCGCCCUACCCAACGCGCUACAGGGAGCGCUCCCAACAAAAACGUGCCUGUUCGUAGCGCCCCUACGCAGGGCAAUGGACAACAAGCGACGUCGAACAAUCGCCAACAGCAGUCAACGGGGGCCCAACGAGCUGCCCAAGGCAACGCCGGCGAGAAAACGGCAGCAAAGCCGGGCCGGAAGUACGAGUGGCCCCACGACGCCCCCCAGGACGCCCGUGCGGCUAUCCAUGCGGCUAUCGAGCUCGCUCUCGCGCUACUCAAAACCAAAGGCGGUCGUGAGGAGCUGGUUGGGGUGGGUUUGUAUACCACCAACUACCGCGUUGGCGAUGACAAAGCCGAAGACGAAAUGGAAGCCAUGGCCAACUUCUUCCUCAGCCGUCUCAACGCCCAGUUCCUCAGGAUGAACUACUCGCCCACCCAAGGAGUCCCAGCGUCGUACAGUGCAGAUGCCGCAUGGGGGGCGAUCAAGCCAGAGGGAUUCAAAGCCGACAACCCGUCCACAAACGGCAGCUUGACCAUCUCCCAGUCCGUGGUCCGCUCCAUGGUCAGCCACUCAAAGGCGGCCAAGGAGACGAAGGAAGACCCGCUGCAUCCCCACCACCAAAACGCCUACAACUCCCUCCUGUUCGCCCUGGGGGCUUCCAUCGCGGCCAGCCUGGUCACCUGCUUCGUCAACUUCGUGACGAGGACGAGCCCGGAAUACCAGCGAGGGUACAAAGUCCGAGCCCAGAGCCCCUGGGGCGACCGGUGGCAGCGGUUUGCGCUCGGGGGCGUCGUCGUGAGCACUCAAGAGCAACCCCACCCGCUGGGCCACACCCAGGGAGGCGAGCUGUGGGUUGUCAACGAGAAGGGGAACGGGCUGCUGAUUAGCGACAGUAGCGUUAAGGAGCUUGUAAAACACUGCUUCACCCGUCUCCCCUUGAAGGGCCAGUUCAAUUUUCCUGUGGCGAAACAAACCAAGAUGGAGAGCAUCUGGGCCGGCAAAUGAGGAUGACCGCCCUCGCAACCCCCGUGCGAAAGAAGUAAGGGCAGCGCCGUUGCUUUCCAAUGGCGGUGGGGU